Penicillium crustosum is the source of this 3876-nucleotide messenger RNA. RefSeq lists its product as uncharacterized. The coding region runs from base 1 to 3876 and encodes 1291 amino acids. Gene Ontology annotation, biological process: glutathione metabolic process. Lineage: Eukaryota; Fungi; Ascomycota; Eurotiomycetes; Eurotiales; Aspergillaceae. Gene Ontology annotation, cellular component: cytosol. The record is from RefSeq and is a predicted model, not a curated record. The transcript is spliced from 4 exons. Gene Ontology annotation, molecular function: 5-oxoprolinase (ATP-hydrolyzing) activity.
AUGACAAAGAGAGGCGGGACAUUUACGGAUUGCGUCGGGAAUCCAGGGACGGGUCGCUUGGAAGAUGACGUUGUGAUUAAACUGCUCUCAGAAGACCCCAACAACUACAAAGAUGCACCUUUGGAAGGGAUUCGGCGCAUUCUUUCCAAGUUCACAGGCCAUGAAAUCCCUCGUGGGCAACCUAUCGAUACUUCUUUGAUCCAAAGCAUCCGCAUGGGCACAACUGUGGCAACCAACGCGCUGCUCGAACGGAAGGGGGAGAAGGUAGCGCUGGUGGUAAGCAAGGGCUUCAAAGACUGCCUCGAGAUUGGAAAUCAGUCUCGUCCCAGAAUAUUUGACCUUGCCGUCAAACGCCCCGAUGUCCUGUACGAGGAGGUGAUGGAGGUGGACGAGCGUGUCACUUUGGAAGACUAUGUAGAAGAUCCGCAACGAAACACCACAGCCACUACUAUCCGGGAACAGACCCGGGCAGAAGAUGACGUUGUUCGCGGUCUUUCUUCGGAAGCGGUUCGCAUUCUGAAGCGUCCAUCUGAGGACUUGGUGAGAUCCCAGUUGAAAGAGGUAUACAACCGUGGGAUUAGAAGCAUAGCGGUAUGUCUUAUUCAUGGGUAUACCUUUCCAGACCAUGAGGCACUGGUGGGAAGAAUUGCCAAGGAUAUUGGUUUCCACCAUGUGAGUUUAAGCCACCAGCUCCUGCCGAUGAUUAAACUUGUGCCGAGGGCCACUUCAGCCUGCGCCGACGCAUAUUUGACCCCUGCCAUCAAGAAGUAUAUCUCUGGAUUUCAAGCCGGAUUUGAGGGUGGUAUAGGUAGUGAGAGUGUCAAACAACAGGCGGGAUCCAAAAGCGCACGCUGUGAAUUCAUGCAAUCAGACGGGGGCCUUGUGGAUGUCAAUCAAUUUUCAGGCCUACGGGCAAUUCUUUCGGGGCCUGCGGGUGGAGUGGUGGGAUAUGCGUUGACCUCCUAUGAUCCUGAGUCGAAGACACCUGUAAUAGGGUUUGAUAUGGGAGGGACGAGCACGGAUGUUAGCAGGUAUGGAUCCGGCCGGUAUGAACAUGUCUUUGAGACAACCACCGCUGGAGUGACAAUCCAAUCCCCUCAAUUGGAUAUCAACACUGUUGCUGCAGGUGGCGGCUCGAGAUUAUUUUACCGUAAUGGUCUCUUCGUCGUCGGACCUGAGUCAGCAGGAGCUCAGCCAGGGCCCGCGUGCUAUCGCAAGAGUGGACCCCUUACAGUAACCGAUGCCAACCUGUUCCUUGGGCGAUUGGUCCCAGACUUCUUUCCGAAUAUUUUCGGCUCAGAUGAAAGCCAGGGGCUGGAUGAACAGGUCAGCCGGGUGUUGUUCGAGGAGCUAACCAAAGAAAUCAACCAGCAGUUGGCCGAAGGGGGUCAAAGCCGAGAAAUGUCCCCUGACGAGGUUGCCUUUGGUUUCAUCAAGGUAGCCAAUGAGACAAUGACCCGGCCCAUUCGAUCUCUCACAGAGGCCAAGGGACAUGACACCUCAAAGCACAGGUUGGCUACAUUUGGAGGAGCCGGUGGCCAGCAUGCCGUUGCCAUUGCCGAGAGCCUGGGGAUUCGGCAAAUUUUGAUCCAUCGGCAUUCCUCGGUGCUCUCGGCAUACGGAAUGGCAUUGGCAGACGUUGUUGAUGAAAACCAAGAGCCUGAAUCGAAGACCUGGGCUGAUGAUGGCGCGGAAGGGGUUCGGGAUGCACUUGGUUCGAGAAUAGAAGACUUAAAAAAACGAUCCACGCAGAGGUUGCGAGACCAAGGCUUUGACGGUAAUUCAAUCGUAUUUGAAGAAUACCUCAAUAUGCGAUACCGGGGCACGGAAUCUGCCUUGAUGGUACUUAAACCCAGCAAAGAAGAGGCCGAUAUUCACUUUGGGGGCGACGAAUGGGCCUUUGGGAAGGCAUUUAUGAAGCAACACGAUCAAGAGUUUGGUUUUACUCUCCCAGAUCGGGAUAUCAUUGUGGAUGACGUACGGGUAAGAGGAAUCGGGAAAGGAUUCAAAAUAUCUGAAAAGUCUGUGGACCGGCAGGUCCGGGAGUCCAACCCAAAGGACGUUUUGGUGGGCCAAGAAUAUCGCAGAUCUCUUGUCUACUUCGAGGGUGGCCGACGUGAAACGCCAAUCUACAAACUCGACGAUUUGAAAGUUGAUGAGCGAGUGAGAGGCCCGGCGAUUUUAGCCGAUGACACCCAGACAAUCGUGGUGACCCCAGGAGCAUCAGCGCUCUUGACAAAAACCCACGUUGUCAUCAAUAUUGGUGAAUCCGAUGCCAGCCAGUCAAAUAUUGGCACUGACAAUGUGGAUCCUAUCCUUUUAAGCGUCUUCUCACACAGAUUCAUGGCUAUUGCCGAGCAAAUGGGGCGUGCUUUACAGAAGACAAGUGUAAGUACCAAUGUAAAGGAGCGACUUGACUAUUCCUGCGCAUUGUUUGACGCAGAAGGCGGGCUUGUUGCGAAUGCACCGCAUUUGCCCGUCCAUCUCGGUAGCAUGUCAACCUGUGUACGGAUACAGGCCCAGAUCUGGCAAGAUAAACUAAAGCCAGGAGAUGUAAUCGUGUCAAAUCACCCGGAAUUUGGGGGAACUCAUCUCCCAGAUAUCACAGUCCUCCAACCUGCUUUUAGCCAGGGAAAGAUCAUAUUCUACGUCGCCUCUAGGGCCCAUCAUGCCGACAUUGGAGGAAUCCUCCCCGGAUCUAUGCCACCUCAUUCAAAGGAACUUUACCAGGAAGGCGCAGCCAUCAAAAGCGAAAAAUUGGUAUCCGAAGGCAAGUUUGACGAGGAGCGCAUCACAGAAUUGCUAUACAACGAGCCGGCCCAGUAUCCAAACUGCAGUGGGACUCGAUGCCUAGCAGAUAACUUGAAUGAUCUCAAAGCUCAGAUUGCUGCGAAUAAGAAGGGUAUCAACUUGAUCGGCACUCUAAUUGAGGAGUAUGGUGAGGCCGUUGUGCAGUUCUAUAUGCACCAGAUCCAAGACAACGCAGAGCUCAGCGUGCGAAAUCUACUAAAAGAUGUGAGCAAGAGAUUUGCUGGUCGAGAACUGAGUGCGAUUGAUUAUAUGGAUGAUGGGAGCCCUAUUCAAUUGAAGAUAUCAAUAGAUGGGGACAAAGGAGAGGCAAUCUUCGAUUUCGAGGGGACAGGCCCAGAAGUAUAUGGCAAUAUCAAUGCACCGGAGGCUGUCACAUACUCCGCGAUCAUCUAUUGCCUGCGAUGCCUUAUUUCAGCAGAUAUCCCAUUGAACCAGGGGUGUUUAAAGCCAAUUAACGUUCAAAUUCCUCAUGGAAGUCUUCUAUCCCCCUCGGAAUCAGCUGCCGUGGUGGGUGGCAAUGUUUUGACGAGCCAACGAGUGACCGAUGUCGUUUUGAGGUGCUUCCAGGCUUGCGCUGCGUCACAAGGUGAUACCAACAAUCUCACAUUUGGGUUCGGAGGGAAUAUACCCGGUGAGAAGGAAACUAAAGGGUUUGGUUACUAUGAAACCAUCGCUGGCGGUAGCGGGGCUGGUCCGACUUGGAAAGGCACUUCAGGGGUUCAUACACACAUGACUAACACCCGAAUCACCGAUGCAGAGGUCUUCGAGCGGCGCUACCCUGUGAUCCUCCGAGAGUUUAGUCUUCGACCAAAUUCAGGAGGAAAUGGUCAGCACCGUGGCGGGGACGGCGUUGUGCGAGACAUUGAAUUCCGUAUUCCCGUGCAAGUCUCUAUCCUUUCCGAACGGAGAGUCUACCAUCCAUAUGGAUUGGGGGGAGGUGAGGACGCCCAGUGUGGUCAGAACAUCUGGGUACGCUGUGUGAAAAAGCAAGACGGAGGUUGGGAAAAAGAUAUAUCAACCUCGGCGCGAAGAAUUCCGCCCAGAUGCAAGCAGGGGAGCGAAUAA